GGGCGGGGGGGGGUGCCGCAUAGCCUCGUUAUCCCAGGUCCCCGUGGCGCAGGGCCACGCUCACAGCCCGGGCCACACCAUGAAGUCUGUAAAGAAGGAGUCCCGCUUGAGAAUACCCGCAAGCAGAUUCUUGGAGGCCGCAGAACUCAUUAAAGAAAGGAAGCGGGCAAAGGUACCUGAGCAGCUCACACCCCCCGUUCAGGAAGAACCUGAGCCUGUUAGCAGUGUCCUACAAGGGGGUGACAUCCUGGCCUUAGCCAUUAAAAAGGAAGACUUGAAGAAGCAACACAUUCCUCGCUUUAUUGAGACACAAGAUAGACCUGUCGUCACCCAGAAAUUUAUCAUCCGUAAACUCAAACCCAAGGAUCAUAAGAGGAAGGUCUGCCACUUAGUAGCAUAUCCUGCUACUCCAGAUGCAGCCACGAAGCCCCUGGACUACUCUGGUCCGGGUGACAGCUUCCAUGGCUGUGACCAGAUUCUGCCUCACCACAUCUUGGGGAGUCUCCAGGACUUUAAGAGAAUUGCAGUUGCUCGAGGAAACAUCCAGCUGGCUGAGCUCAUACACACCCCGCCCUGUCUGGUGACCCUCAUCUCAGCUAAAGAGGAGCCAAAGCAGAAAGCCCCAAAAGAAGAGAAGGAGAAGGCGCAUCCCUGGGCCCCGCCUCCUCAACACAACUUUCUCAGAAAUUGGCGGCGCAACCUAGCCUUGCGGAAGCAGCAGCAGGAAGCCCUGAGUGAACGCCUCAAGAAGCCGGUGGGCGAGCUGCUUAUGCACACUGGGGAGACCUACAGGCAGAUCCAGGAGGAGCGGGAGCUCAUUGACCGAACGCUUCCGACACAGCAUGAUGGGAAGAGCUGUGCGGAGACCAGUGGGUUCUGGAGUCGACUGGAAUACUUGGGAGAUGAAAUGACGGGUCUGGUAAUGACAAAGACCAAAGCUCAGCGUGGCCUCCUGGAACCGAUCACUCACGUCAGGAAGCCCCACUGCAUCCAGAUGGAGACAGGACUGCCGGCCCAGAAGGAUGCUUGGUACCGCUACACCUGGGAUCGGAGUCUGUUCCUGAUCUACCGACGCAAGGAGCUGCAGAGCGUCAUGGCAGAGCUGGACUUCAGCCAGCAGGAUAUCGAUGGCCUGGAGGUGGUGGGCAGAGGGCAGCCUUUCUCGACCGUUACCGUGGAAGACUAUCCAGUAUUCGAUAGGAGCCAGGAAAGUUCCUCUGAAGACACAGGGCCCUCAGACUCAUUGGCCAGUUACCCUGACGAUGUUCCCAUGCCUGUUCUUGGCCCUUCUCUGCUGUUCUGUGGGAAGCCAGCCUGCUGGAUCAGAGGCCGUAACCCAGAAGACACGAAGCGUGUUGGAAUCGCUGUUCGCUUGACCUUCGAAACUCUAGAAAGGGAGAAGACCUCUUCGGAACUGACCGUGGUCAAUAAUGGCACCGUGGCCAUUUGGUACAACUGGCGGAGGCGGUCUCAGCUGGACUCUUUCCAAGACCUGAAGAGAAACAGGAUGGAGCGGUUUUACUUUAACAAUCGAGAAGGUGUGAUUCUGCCUGGAGAAACGAAAACCUUUACCUUCUUCUUCAAGUCUCUGAAUGCUGGCAUCUUCAGGGAAUGUUGGGAGUUUGGAACCCACCCCGCCUUAUUAGGAGGUGCUCUCCUGCAGGUCAACCUCCACGCAGUCUCCCUGACCCAGGAUGUUUUCAGGGAAGAGAGGAAGUUACUGAAGGACAAGCUGGCUGCCCACGAAGUGGUCACCAUUGUGGACAGCGUGCUGCAGGAGCUGCUGAGUGGGAUCCUGACCCCAGAGCGUGCGCCGUCCCCCGUGGACGCCUAUCUCACUGAGGAGGACUUGUUCCGCCACAGAAAUCCUCAGCUGCAUUACCAGCACCAAGUGGUGCAAAACCUGCACAGCCUGUGGCGCCAGUACCUCACCCUGCCCCCCAAGGCCGAGGAGACCAGGCCCAGUGAGGAGGAGCGCCACAGCCCCAGGGCCCGGGCUGCCUACUUGGAGAAGGCCUCCGUGAACGUGGAGCCCUCGGCACACUCUAAGAGCCCGGUCUCGGAAUCCCAAGUGGCCCGGCAGGAGAGUGAGGCCUUCAGGGACUCCCGAGACGCUUUAGGGUCCCAGAAGCCUGGAGCGGGGGCUCAGAGUUCUCAGCGGAAGAGCAUUAUGGAGGAGAUCCUGGUGGAGGAGAGCCCAGACCUGGGGAGCACCAAGAGCCCCUGGGAGCUGGAUGGCCUUCCCCCACCUGAGUGGAACCUCUGUUUGGAGGAUUUCGGAAAGGCAGUGAUGGCACUCCCUGAGGAGAGCCAGAGGGAGGACGCCCUCAUCGGGCUCAACAAAGCAGCCCUGGAGCUGUGCCAGGAACCGAGGCCCCUGCAAUCUGACUUGCUGCACCAGAUGUGUUUGCAGCUAUGGCGGGAUGUGAUUGAUGGCCUGGUGGGCCAUUCCCUGUGGCUGAGGGCUCUGCUGGGCCUGCCUGAGAAGGAGACCAUCUAUUUGGACCUACCAGAAGAGCAAGAUGGCAAGUCCCCGCCUGUCACAGAAGUGAAAGUGACUGCCGGGAAGGUUGGGAAGGAGGACCGGAAAGGGGCAGCCCAGGAAAAGAAGCAGCUGGGAAUCAGAGAGAAAGAGGAUAGAAAACCUGCCAAGCUGCCGGGGAAAGAGGACCGUUUAAACAGCAAGAAGCACAAGGCAAAGGAUGACAAGAAACCGCUGAAAUCUUCAAGUUGGGACAGGGUUUCCUUGGAAGACCCUGCCCCUGACAGCACUAUGACCUCCCAGGAACCCAUAGAUCCCCUGGUCAUGAAGAAAUACACCGAGAGGCUGCACACGGAGGUCUACGGGCUGCUGGACACCCUAGUGACUGACCUCAUGGUCCUGGCUGAUGAGCUCAGACCCAUAAAGAAUGUCGAGGAGACUUUGCGUCUUUGUAUCUGACUCACGCGUGCAAGGUGCCUUCUGGGAAACUGAUUAACAAACAAGUCAAUAAAGAACUUUUAGGCCUU
This is a messenger RNA of Panthera uncia (snow leopard), 3009 nucleotides long. RefSeq names its product MYCBP associated protein (gene MYCBPAP). Gene Ontology annotation, cellular component: clathrin vesicle coat; plasma membrane; endosome. The transcript is spliced from 19 exons. Gene Ontology annotation, molecular function: phospholipid binding; clathrin binding. Gene Ontology annotation, biological process: endocytosis. NCBI's taxonomy places the organism in Eukaryota, Metazoa, Chordata, Mammalia, Carnivora, Felidae. Bases 80 to 2941 code for a protein of 953 amino acids. The record is from RefSeq and is a predicted model, not a curated record.